This is a messenger RNA of Pangasianodon hypophthalmus (striped catfish), 4706 nucleotides long. RefSeq names its product von Willebrand factor A domain-containing protein 7. The transcript is spliced from 16 exons. The coding region runs from base 114 to 2915 and encodes 933 amino acids. Lineage: Eukaryota; Metazoa; Chordata; Actinopteri; Siluriformes; Pangasiidae. The record is from RefSeq and is a predicted model, not a curated record.
UCAUAACUUUUUUGACUCAUAAUUAGUCCCCAAAACCCAAGCUCAAAGACAUCUUCACUUCUACAGAGCAUAGUUAUACUGCAGUCAUCAGAAGAAUAAAGCUUUAAGUGUUGAUGAUGAUGACCACAAAUCUGCUGAUCAAGUCAUUGAUCUGUCUAUAUCUGACAAUAUUCCUCAUGACAAGUCAGACUCUGGCUUUUAUGUCUUUGUUGUCAAAAUCCAAGACACAUCAGGACAUAACUCGUGAUGCAAUUUUACAGACUACAGUUGAUAUCUGCAGAUCACAAGCACUCAAGAACGGAAAAGUUUUUGUUUUGCCAGUCCUACUGACAGUAGCAACAGUGACAGAAGCUUGUCAAUCAUCCGAUUCAGCCAAAGAUUUUCAAAGCAGCAUUAAUGAGAUAAAUAAGAACAACGCAUUGGUUGAUGUUCAACAUUCCUUUACUGGAAGUUACCAUUUUGACAAUGAGGAGUUUUGGACUGGACGGGAUCUUAUUACUAAAGGAGUUUCUGCUGUCAAAAACCAUGUAAAGCAGCAGAGGUAUCAAGCUGCCCGAGAGGCACUUGGUAAAACCCUACACACUUUGCAGGAUUUCUACAGUCACAGUAACUGGAUUGAACUGGAAAAUAGAGAACCCUAUCCCAACCUGAUUAAACCAGAUACCAUAAUUAGCAACAUAGCAGAUUCUGAAACAUGCAAGAGCUGUUAUGGAGAUGGCUGCCCAUCAAACAUCUUAGAGUCAGUCAUUGCACAGCAUCAACUAACAUCAGGAUACUUUGGCCAAUCCAAACCAAAAGGAAAGUGCAGUCAUGGAGGAGAAGCUGAUCUAUCAAGUUGGGGGCAAGGUGGCAUAAAUAAGGAUGAUUCAGACUCCAGCCACGGUUAUCUGCAUGAAGCAGCAGCAUUGGUAGCCACUAAUGCUACCAGACAACUACUGGAUUACAUUAAAGAGGCAGUUGGAGAUUCUGAGUUUCUUAGACUACUGGGACUCGGCCAGACUUCAGCACUGUGUUUUGUAAUUGACACCACUAGCAGCAUGUCUGAUGACAUUGCCAUGCUCAGAAAAGUGACUUCAUCUAUCGUUAACAGUAGAAAAAGCACUGCACCAUUAGAAUACAUCCUGAUGACAUUUAAUGACACUGAUUAUGGCCUACUUACAAGAACAAGUGAUCCUAAGGUGUUUAAAGACCAAAUCAAUGCAAUUGUACCUCGUGGUGGAGGAGAUGAUCCUGAAAUGUGUCUCUCAGGACUGCAGCUCGCCCUCACUGGAUCUCCGCCGCGCACUGAGAUUUUUGUUUUCACCGAUGCUGAUGCAAAAGAUAAAUGGUUGACAAGCACUGUGCAAGCACUGAUUGAGAGAACAAAGUCUGUAGUUAGCUUCAUAAUAGCUAACUCCGAUAGCUCUCGGGGUCGCAGGAGUGCCGAGCCCGUAGAUGACCAACAGCAGGUCUCCCCUCAGCCUUUCAAUGUACAGGUCUACCAGGACCUGGCUCAGGCCUCAGGGGGCCAUGUAAUUCAGGUCAACAACGCAACACAAGCUUCAAACAUCAUUGCAAUUACCUCCAAAUCUACAAUGGUCACUCUAUUUCAGGCUGUAAGAAACCCACCAAAGGCUGAAACAUUUUCAGUCUUCGUGGAUUUUUCUGUGCAAAGUCUGACAAUUUACAUCACUGGCAACUCUCCAGAUUACACCAUCACUAGUCCCACAGGAGUCUCACAGAGCUCCACCAAACUGCACAGCAGUGAGACCUUGUGGCCUAUUCAGAGAGUUGGUAACCUCGACACUGUGCAGCCAAAUGAAUUAGAGCAGGCUGGACUCUGGAAGUUCAGUAUAAACUCAACAUAUCCGUACACCAUCAAAGUUGUUGGUCAAAGUGGGGUUGACUUCCUUUUCGACUUUGUAGAACUUUCCCAAGGGCUUCAUUCGAGCUAUUCUGUAUUAAACAGCAGGCCUGUAGCAAACACCAGUAUCAACCUGUUGCUGUCCAUGGUUGGUGGGGACAAUGUGAGGCCUACAGAGUUGUCUCUGGUCAGAGCAUCAAGUUCAAACUCUUUUAAUGGGAUACUAGAAGAGUUAGCAAGUGGGCAGUACUUGGUGUCCUUCAACAGCAUCCCAGCAGGAGAGUUUACUGUUCGUGUGGUUGGAAAGGCCAGCUUCUUAUCAAAUGUGGUCUUGAAUUUUCAGAGACAGUCAGCAACUCGGUUCCAAACAUCAAGACUGACUAUCACUACUGAACCUUUUGAAACAAUGGAACUUGGAAAAGAAUUCACUCUGCCUUUCACAGUUGCAACCAAUGGCUCUGGAGGAAGCUUUAAUAUCAGUGUCAUCAAUGAUCGCAAUUUUGACACACUCUUUAACACAUCCUUAACUCUCGAGAGUGGGGGCAGUGCGAAUGGUAUAGUGAUUCUGACUGUCCCUACAAACACUUCCUCUGGAACUGAUGUCACUGUGACGAUCCAGGCUGAAGCAGCUGAUGGAAGUGACUUCAAUUACAUUGUGCUACGUCUUCUUGUUGUUCCUCCGGUGAGAGAUUUCUUCCUUCCAGUAUGCAAGGCAGUUAACAUUAAGGCUGACUGCCCAGGCGAUUGCAGCAUGUCGUCAUGGUACCUCACUGCCAACGUGACUGGUGGAUAUGGAUCAGAUAUUCCAAGUGUGAGAGUCCUCCAGGGCAAUGGCAACCUCACCAUCACCAGCGUGCUCAGUGACACAGGCAUGGUCGUCACUACGGCAGUCUUCAGCUCAUCUUGCUGUUCCCGAGACUUAGAACUGGUUGCUGUGGAUGCAAUGGGAAAUGUUGCCACCUGCUUCAAAUCUCUGAGAGCUACAGCUGCACCACGCGUCCUCACUUAUGGUGCAGAAUUUUUUUUUAUUUUGCCAGUUUGCCUUUGGCUUAAUAUGGGAGUCUCAUUUUAACAAUUGAUGUAGCUCUAAGAAAAACAAACAAACAAAGCUCCAUUUAUCUGAAUUUCAACAAUAUCUGCAUAUUUAGGCCUACAUACUACUUGUUCAGUAAUGCUUUUAUACAGUAUGAGGAGCAAACUUAUAAAUGAAAUACACACACAUCAAUCUUCAAUAAAUGUUUUUGAUCUAUAUCACUAUAAGUCUGCAUGUAUGUACUAGAAGGAAAUUCUACUUGCCUAAUACACUCAGUAAUUUAAAACUAAACUCUACUCAGAGUUUAAACUCUGAAUGUAAUACUGUUUAAUAAAUUUUAUACAUAUAUAUAUAAUAUAAUGGCAUAAAUUAAAAAAGCACUGAAUGUAUUAUUUUUAGUUGGAGGGUCUGUUAUUAUUUUAUGCGAUUAUUUCAAUGCACAUAGAUAUUCAUUAAUUUAAUUUCCAUGCCAUUAAUCAUUGCAUACUCAUGUAAUUUUCACUUUUAUACCACUCAUUUAAAAUAUGAGUAAAAUUCUUAAAUUACUGGGUAAUGUCAUGCACAUGCAAUGUAAGCUUAUAGUAGGCUUAUAGUAGGCUUACAUGCAACAUAGGUUUAAAAGAUUUCAGGAUCUGGUAUGGAAUUUAUCUUGUUUGCAGUUCUAUAAGGGAUAAACAGUCUAUUUAAUUACCAAACUGUACUAAGAGCUUUUACUUUUUAAUUAAACCUAACUACAUGCCAGCACUUGAAUCUACAGAUUUACAGAGAUUUACAGAUGAUGAGGGGAUGUUACAUAAUGGGUACAAGGUAUCUGAACCAUGUAUUGCAUUGUGUGUUUAAUUUUCCUUUUUCCUCAAAACUGUAUGUUAAUUACUGUCUAUGUUUUAGGAAUUUUUUCCUUCAUUUUCUUGAUUUCUCCCUUCUUUUGAUUUGCUAUGACAUAAAAUCUUUGCAAACACAAGCUUCAUUUGAAAUAAUUAACUUUCACAGCAUUGUUGAAGUCUUGAAUUUGAUUGGUCAGAAAGUGUUGAUUGAAGCAUGCACCAUUGUAUUUUAUUCCUUCCUUACAAUUCAUUUAGGCUAUUUAAUGAUUUAGAGAAGACCAAAUAAACAGAGAUGCACAAAAAUCAGGUUAGAUUCAGAAUGAAGUUUUGGAUCCCACCCUUCACGACUGAUUUUACCUUCAUUUUCAAUAUACAGUACUCUCCUAGGCUUAUCCCAAGAGGCGUGUUUUCAUACAUCAGAUUUCCAGAACAUCAAAUGAUUGGAAGUCUUGCUCAAAAGAAAUUGCUCAUAGUGCAGAUAGGAGUAAAUCUGUGCUUAGCAGGGACAUAGGUUAAACACAGGUUAAUGAAUGUGACCUUGGUCAGGAUUAUGAGGGUUUUUUUUGGGGGGGGGGGAUACACACAUUUACUGCAGACACCUUGUGUUAAGUUCAAUCUGUAAAACAUCAUUUACAAUGUGCAUCAGAUGUGUUUGUGAUAGACAUAGAUUUGAAGUGCUCUCAUGUCAACACACUAUUACUGUGCUGCAAUGUAAAGAGAUGGCGAGGUGUUGUGUUAAUAAGUGGGUAAGUAUUUAGAUUGAAUGUGUUAAAUGUGGCUGAGAAUUCCACAGCAGAGAGUAAGUAAGUACUUAGACACUGUCAGACAGAGAAUACCAACAGAGUUUAUUGUUAUAUCAUCCUGCUAUAACUUGAAAAGUUUGACUGUAACUGGUUAAACAUGAUCAAAAACUUAUAUUAUGUCCAUAUUCAAGUGUCAUUAUGAUUUAUAUAAUCUGAAUUUCCGAUGUUACUGUCAAUCAAUUGUUUAAUGUAUUAAAAUGUUA